AUGGGAAGCAAUUCUCGCCAAGCUGCUCUUCGAUAUGAACUUGGCGAAGAUCAUAGCUACGACUUUGUCAACGGACCUAUCCCUUGGGAAAUGGACAGAGAACUAGACCAGUUCGUGAUGGGUGAAGAACAGACUUACGCUAUGUGCGAUCCACUGUCGGCCUUAUCCUGUAUUCAAGCGAUGGAGAACCUCGAAAACUACAUCGUAGCCGAGGGUCCUUAUGAUGGUAUCAUGGGGUUCAGUCAGGGCGCCAAUCUCUCCCUCAGCUGGAUGAUCAAAAAGCAGCAAGAGGCCAAAAAUGGCAAAGAAAAGCAGCUUCCUUUCAAGUUUGGGGUAUUCUUUUCGAAUCCCUGGGGAGUGUACAAUGCUAAGGCACUUGCAGAUGGCCAGCUUGUUUAUUUGGAUAACAGGACCAUCGAAGGCCUACUGGAUCUACCUACCGCACAUAUCUGGGGUUUGGCAGACAAGGACCAGGCGCUCGCCCAAAUGAUCAGUACUACCUGUGUAGAAAGCAAACGGUCAAUCUUCGUUCAUGAUAGAGGGCAUGAAAUCCCGCCUAAAAUUGACACAGUGAUAUCUAUGGCGAAAAUAAUCAAUCGAGCAAUCAUGCAAGCUCAAUCUAUGGAAUUUUAA
Penicillium taxi is the source of this 633-nucleotide messenger RNA. RefSeq lists its product as uncharacterized. The transcript has 3 exons. Gene Ontology annotation, cellular component: nucleus; cytoplasm. Lineage: Eukaryota; Fungi; Ascomycota; Eurotiomycetes; Eurotiales; Aspergillaceae. The record is from RefSeq and is a predicted model, not a curated record. The coding region runs from base 1 to 633 and encodes 210 amino acids.